Molecule: messenger RNA, 1106 nt
Organism: Laetiporus sulphureus 93-53
Lineage: Eukaryota; Fungi; Basidiomycota; Agaricomycetes; Polyporales; Laetiporaceae
Product: short-chain dehydrogenase/reductase SDR
Exons: 7
Coding region: 139-885 (248 amino acids)
Source: RefSeq, a predicted model, not a curated record
UCGUGCCUCGCAAUUGGCGUCCCGGGCAUCCGUGUAUCGUGCGAAGCGAACAUAUCCAGGAUUCCGACAUAGACCGUGACUUCAUUCUUAAUUUUGGAGGGGCACGAUUGAUACGUAGCCUCCAUCGAGACAGAGUCAAUGGCGAAAGUGGCGAUCAUCACUGGCGCAUCAUCCGGUAUCGGGCGUACGAGUGCUAUCGCGCUGUCUGAGAAGGGAUGGUCAGUCGUCCUCUUCGCGAGACGUCUGGAGAAUCUCCUCGAGACGAAGGCUAUGUGUGCCGAUCCUGAGCAGUGUCUGGCCAUCCAGGGAGAUGUCACUAGUGAGGAGAUGGUGUUAGAUCUGUUUCGACAGACCAUAAGCCGUUUUGGUCGGCUUGAUUUACUGUUCAAUAAUGCUGGCAUUAGCGCUCCGCAAAUCCCGAUCGAGGAGCUGACCCUCUCGCAAUUUGAGCAAGUGGUCAAUGUCAAUCUGGUCGGGACCUUCCUCUGCACACGCGAGGCAGUGAAGAUCUUCAAGAGCCAGACACCCCAGGGCGGACGUAUCAUCAACAACGGGUCAAUCUCUGCAUACACCCCUCGUCCGCACUCUACUCCGUACACAUCGACCAAGCAUGCCGUGUUGGGCAUGACAAAAUCGACCUUACUGGAUGGACGAAAGUUUAACAUCACUUGCACGCAGAUUGACAUCGGAAACGCACAAACGGACAUGGCCGGGAGCCAUUCGGACGGGGCGAUGCAACCCGACGGACGAAUAGUUCCCGAGCACAUGAUGGACGUGAAGCAUGUCGGAGAUGCGGUCGCGUACAUUGCAGGACUCCCACACGAAGUGACAGUCCUCACCUUCAACAUAAUGGCCACUAGGAUGCCGUUUGUCGGAAGGGGAUGACGGAUCGAAAGGCUCAAUGCAUGUGCAUAUUAAAUCGAAAUUAUACCGGUUGCAAGCAGCAAGUCAUCAUAAUGUUUGUCGCACCGACGGUCAAGUUUUCUUGGUGUGCUUAUUCACUCUGCGUUGACCAUUAACAGAUUGCAUAUGAGUUGUAAUAAUAGUUCAGUAGGCUAUCAGCUUAGUCGGAAUGAAACGCUUUGUAAGUGGCUCUUCAAGCGGAG